AUGUCCUCUGGCGGCAACACCCCAGCGCACCCCAGCAUGUCCUACUCCUACCCGACGGUGCUCCUCCUCUUGGUGACGGGCAUCUUCACAUUCCUCGCUGUCGUGGCCGCGACCGUCUACUUUGCGGGCUACGCCGACGACGUCGCCGAGUGGUGGGCCAAGCGGUAUUACAAAGCCAAGGCCGUCGCCGAGGUCAAGCUGAUGGAGAACGUGGGCGAGGACAAAGUCCAGGGGUUGGUCAAAGACUCGCUGAAGAAGAACCCCGUCAUGGGCAAAGACGAACUCGACCAGGUCUCGGGCGGUCUGGGCCAGGAGGCCGUCAACGAGGGUCUCGGCGGUGUCAGUGGCAAGCUGGGCGGGUUGGGAAAAUUUGAAUGGCGGUUUCGUCAAAACCGAGUUCUCAAUGCCGUCAAGGUCGGAAUCCCGGAACGGUCUGGACGUGAACAUCGGCCUACUAGCCCGUACAGCAUUUCCGACGCGGAUACGUCUUACCAAGUCGUGGCUGUACAACUCUUUCAAAUGACCGGAUAUGCUGGUGAAUUCCGAGGUAGGCCACUGAACGUUGAGGCAAUGGAAAAGGAGUGA
This is a messenger RNA of Fonsecaea monophora, 585 nucleotides long. RefSeq lists its product as hypothetical. The transcript is spliced from 4 exons. The record is from RefSeq and is a predicted model, not a curated record. NCBI's taxonomy places the organism in Eukaryota, Fungi, Ascomycota, Eurotiomycetes, Chaetothyriales, Herpotrichiellaceae. Bases 1 to 585 code for a protein of 194 amino acids.